AUGAAGACAUCCAUCCUCUCCCUGCUUCUAGCAGCAACAACAGCCUACGCCAAAACAGACUACACCACCAACUUCGACAACCUCAACCAAGGCAAACUAACACCCAACCCCCUCCGCGAACUCACCUACGGCGACGAAUUCCAAAUCGGCACCUACGCCGUCCAAGCGUCCAACGAAAACGCAAAGAGCAAAAAACUGCUCUUCUCGGGCCCGCGCGCUGUGGGCGAAUCCUCCGGCCGGAUUAAGAUCGCGCCCGAGUCCAAGGCGGAUAGGUUCACGCUGAAGAGCGUGCAGAUUGGGUGUAGUGGGAAGAAAACUGGUGGGAAGAAGAAGACUGUGCCGUGUGAGUUGGAGAUCUUGGGGAUGAGGCCGUCGCAAAAUUUUGUGUCAAAGACGGUGAAGUAUACUGAUACUAAGAGCCUGUUGACGCUGGAUGGGCUGGAUGAGGAUCUUUGGGGCCUGCAUUCGGUUUCUGUUAAGGUUGUUAGUGCUGGGAAGGGGGGUGAGCUGAAGGAGGAUGUCACCCUUCUUGUUGAUAGCUUGCAGUAUUUUGUUGGGGAUGAGUAGUUGAUUGUCAG
Messenger RNA from Aspergillus campestris IBT 28561, 578 nucleotides. RefSeq lists its product as uncharacterized. Bases 1 to 567 code for a protein of 188 amino acids. Lineage: Eukaryota; Fungi; Ascomycota; Eurotiomycetes; Eurotiales; Aspergillaceae. The transcript has 2 exons. The record is from RefSeq and is a predicted model, not a curated record.